This is a messenger RNA of Frankliniella occidentalis (western flower thrips), 5933 nucleotides long. Its product is annotated as transmembrane and coiled-coil domain-containing protein 4. The record is from RefSeq and is a predicted model, not a curated record. The transcript is spliced from 11 exons. NCBI's taxonomy places the organism in Eukaryota, Metazoa, Arthropoda, Insecta, Thysanoptera, Thripidae. Bases 140 to 2011 code for a protein of 623 amino acids.
AACCAACCAGCAGCAAUUGUUAAUUGUUUUGUUUUCACAAGCUAAUGUUUAUUUGGGUUGAAACUUUUUAUAUAUUUUAUUUCUCCAUAUUUGUUAUAGAUGUGUAAGGGUUUUAUGACGUUUUUAUCCAAGUGUCGAGAUGGCGUCGGUAAACGACAGUAAACAUUCAGGUGAUGACCCAACCACGGAGUGCAAUCGACUCUUCAUAAAAAGUGGCAAAGGCUUGCAGUUGCGAGCUCUUCUCUCAGAUGCUGGAUUAUAUUCAUAUGCUGCCAUAUGUGCACUCUCUCUACAUGAAUUGUACAAUUAUGAAUGGGACCAGGCAUUCAACCAAAGUUGCAUCAAUAAUUUGCUGCAGCAUUUACAACUCCCAAAACAGGUGAAAGGUGUCAUGAUCAGUCUUAUUGAAGGCCAAGGUAACCAGUCAACUGAUGCUUAUGUGGAACUACUGUUGGGCGAGACAAACUUGAAAGGCAAGAGCCUUUUAGUUGUUGAGGACAUGGUGUUGUUAGCUGUUAAAGGAGGAAAUUACGAUGCCCGAAUGAGAGUUCUUAUUCGUCAUAUGGCUUCUCUACUGCGCGUUCCCUUGGAGUUAUUAGAGUUAUAUGAGGAAUCUGUUGUUGAAUUUUUGACUGAAGAGCACAAAGAGCCAUCUGAGGAGGAACAGCAAGAGCUAAAUAAGCGCAAUCGAGGGCGUAAGAUCAAGCGAUAUGCCUUGAUUGGUCUGGCAACUUUGGGAGGGGGAGCAGUAUUAGGUCUGACAGGUGGUCUCGCUGCACCUUUAAUUGGUGCAGGAAUGGGAACUAUUUUAGGGGGAGCAGGAGCAGCUGGAGCAGCAGCAGCAUUAGGCUCGACAGCUGGCAUUGCUAUUAUUGGUUCAUUGUUUGGAGUUGCAGGAGCUGGUCUUACAGGUUUUAAAAUGAAAAAAAGAGUUGGUGAAAUUGAGGAAUUUGCAUUUGGACCACUCACUUUGAAACCACAAUCAUCCAUUGUGUCAAACAACAAUAAUCGUGCAUUUAUUACUCAACAGCUCCAUAUCAGUAUUGUUAUAUCUGGCUGGCUAUCAGAUGAUGCGGAUGACAAUUUUAUUCGGCCAUGGCGAUCAUUACUCUGUUCAAGAGAACAGUACUACUUACGCUAUGAGUCACAAUAUCUGCUUGAACUAGGAAAAGCAAUGGAGUACAUUCUCAGCUUUGCUGUGUCAAUGGCUGCUCAGGAAGCCUUGAAAUACACUAUUCUGUCUGGAUUGUUAAAUGCAAUUAUGUGGCCUGCUUCUUUGAUUACUUUGGCCUCUGUGAUUGAUAAUCCAUGGGGUGUGUGCUGUCGACGCUCUGCGGAGGUCGGGAAACAGUUGGCCGAAGUUCUGAUGGCAAGGGAACAAGGGCAGAGGCCAGUGACACUGAUUGGAUUCAGUUUGGGGGCUAGAGUCAUCUAUUACUGUUUGCGAGAAAUGGCUAGUCGUCCAGGAAAAUGUGAGGGCAUUGUGCAAGAUGCUGUUUUAAUUGGAGCUCCUGUAACUGGUAGCUCAAAAGAAUGGUCUCGAUUUGGCCGUGUUGUGUCUGGACGUAUUGUAAAUGGUUACUGCAGGGGGGAUUGGUUACUUAAAUUUUUGUACCGCACAUUUUCAAUGGCAAGUGGAGUUGCAGGUCUACAACCGAUAAAUUUAAAGGACAGGCGUAUGUUCAAUUAUGACCUAAGUGACCUGGUAUCUGGGCACAGUGAGUACCCAGAAAAGAUGCGCGAAAUUCUAGAAUUAAUUGGAAUACGCACCAGAUCGCUUGAUUCCAUGGCUACUGGAGAUAUGGCCAUGAAAAAGUCAAACUCUGAUUUGCCUGUCCGUUCAAAGGUUUCUCUUUUGACUUUGCGACGCUGCAAGUCUGACAAUGCAGUUCAUCAGUGUGGUCUUGAUGAGGAGAAAUGGAAAGAAACUCUUGCAGCUGCUAGUUUGGAGACUUUGGCCAUUUCAUCACCAACAAUGUCUACUUCACCAUCUGAACUAAUGACGCCUUAGCUUUGUAGUGCUGUUGCUUCGUAAAACGCAUCUUUUUCUAUGGAGAUCUUCAUACUUUAUUAAUUUAUGCUUUUACAAAUUAUGAUUUUCUUUUAUAAUCUUAUUUCACAUCCGAAUUCUAAUUGGUGUGCAUUUUUCUAUCUUCAGUAAUGUGUUCAAUUCUACUAUCUGUGAAGAUUGAGGUUUUAGUGUCUGUGAUUGAUGUUGACUGAAGCACUAAUGUGAGCUGUGCACUAUAUUUAUUCCAAAACCUGUUUCAUAAGAUCAAAAUUUUAUCAUAAUUUAUUUGAUGGUUCUCGAGAUAUGCUUAGAUGUGGUUUUAUGAUCAGAAUCCCGUAGAGUGUAUAUUUCAACAUUUUAAGUUGAUGACUUUAUUGAUAACACAUCACAUGUCAAUUUCAAUACAUAUCAAAAUCCAAACUUGUCAGAGUAAAUAUAUUAAUUAGAGGAUAAAACGUCUAUUAUAAAAUUAUUUUGGUGAGUUUCAUUUAAUGUUAAAUUUGUUUUUAAAAAAUACCUUGAAAGAUACAUAUCAAGCUAUCAUCAGUUACUGAGAUUUAGACAUAUUUUUAUAAGUUGUUUUGUUACAUAAUGCAGAAAUAUUAUAUUAAUGUUAUAUGAACAUGGAAGGAGACCAAAUGAUGGGCAUUCAUUUUGCAUGAUAAUCAUAUCCAAUGUAAUCCCUGUGUAAUCUUCAGAUGAAAUUUAACGCCUGAGGUGCAAGAAGCAAAAAGAUUAUGCUUGCAUGUCUGAGAUGGAGAAGUAAUACAUUCAUAAGUAACCCCCUUUUCCCCAAUGGGAUUGUGACCCCUAUGGCUUUGUGUUGAACUUGAUUGAAUUCUUCUUUGUUUUGAAUUGGUGUAUUAAUCUAUCUCAUAUGUAUUGAAUGGAGACAAUCAGUCAUAUAAUUUUUACCGAAUCUGUAUUAAUUUGAGUAUAUUUUAAAUGGUCAUAUUCACGUUAAACAUCAAGUUGUUAUUUUUUCCCUCUUUGUUGUAGAUUUAUUCCAAUUGUAAAGUCAAUUUACUUCACAGUUAUCUGUAUUAAAGUAAAUUGAUUGAUUGAGAAUUUGUUCAGCCUGCAAGUGUUUGAAAAAAAUCUAUAUUUGUUUUCUGCGUUGCGGACAUACCGUCACAAUUUUGUGACAUUCUAGUUGUUUUUUUGUUAGGUUUGUGUAGUCUCUAUUCGAAAUUUGCAAUUAGUAGUAUAGUUACUAGGUUGGUUUUCUCCAGCGUGGUGCAAAUUAGACUGUUUUGUCUAGUCAUUAAAUUAAGUCAACUUUUGAUGAAUACAUCAUAUCUCUAAAUGCAUUUGUUUCUCCAUUUCCUGAAGAAUCUUGUGAUUAAGCCAGAGUUUUGGAUCUUGUGUUGUACUUUUGGGUUUUUGCAAGUUUUUAACAUGGAAAUGAAGUAGUGUUUUUUGAUUUGUUGUGUACAAUAAUACAAAAGUGAAAUCCUAUUAGUGUAAUAGCAUCAUUAGCAUAAUCCUGGCUUGAUAGAUUUUGGUAAGUUUGGGUGCUCUGAUUACUUCUGUUUUUUUAAUCCGCUUUUUUACUGAAGCAGUUUUUGCUCACAUCAAAAAAUAUGACUUUGAUUCAACAGUUUGUUUUAUGAAAGUAAACUAAAGUUUCCUUCAUUUAAUUGAGAUCAGUGCACGCAAGAAAAUACUGCUCUUGACUAUUGAGGAUAAGUAAAGAUUUUGCACAUUGUUUGUUCUGUACUUAGCAACAGCUUAAUUCUGAGGAGUCUUACCUUAUUUGUCUAAAAACAGAUUUAAAGUGGGGCUUUCUUUUUGUUUCCUUCUUCCUACUAGCCUGAACUGAUGCCAUAUCUGUUUCCCAUGUUCUUGUGUACAUUUUGCUCUUCCAAUUGCCUGCUAAAUUUCAGAAUUGCAGCAGUGCAGAACUGAUGACAAUUUUAUCAGUAUUUUAGCAGACUCAUGUCUAUUUUUUAGAGAUGCAUGUAUUAUGCUGUUUUUUUGUUAUUUAUCAAACAGUUUCCGAGAAUCAGUUUUUUUGAAUGAUCUUUCAAGACAUGUUUUUUUGGAAAAUGACACCAGGUACAUUUUAUUUGUUGUGUAAAUGGAUUUAAUUCUAUAACUUUCACGGUAAGCGAAAAUCUUUGACAAUUGAACAAUUAUUGUUUCAGGUAUUAAGUGUUUUUCCCUAUGACGUCUGUAUGUUUUCUUAAAUAUUGUUUAACAAAAGUGAUGUAAAAAUUGUUGGUGGAGUGUGUUCUUAAAACUUUUAGAGCUACAAAUUAAGAGUAAGGCAAAUAUGCCCAGGGCUAAGUCAAAGCAAUUUUGUCUAUGAUGCAGGUAUCUUAAUCCAUCAUGGAUAGACUCCUUAUGGGCCAAUAUUUAUUAGGACAGUGCCUUAGUUAUUGGUUACAAAGCUCAAGCCUUCUCCUUGAUCCCUUUCUGUCUACCAUUCUGUAGAGAAAACAAUUCGGUGAAGUAGUGUUCAUGGACGCCUUCAAAUCUGAUUGGUGCAUACCCUACAAAGAAUUUUGUAAUUUUAUUGGAGUUUUCAACCUCUGAAUUUCUGCUCAAACAUUAUGACAUCAGUAUUUAAGAUAAUCAUGUCACCUGUAUACUUCUGAACUCAUAAAUUCUCAUUCACCUAUCAAGUGAACCUCAUCAAAAUGACUGAAACGCACAUUGCUAACUUUGCAGGGGAAAUACUUUUCACUUGAAGUUUGACCAUAAUAAAUUGCAAAUUAAAAAUCAAAUUUUGAAUGCAUAGCACUUUAAGUGCUUACGGACAAAAUUGGUGUUAUUUUCAAUGCAAUCCAUCAAUUAAAUUAUGUUUGCCUUCCAGUGAAAUUUUUGCAACAUUGCAAUGUCUAACUGCUUAGACCGUUUUAACAUGACUUCUGUUCAUUCAUUGUUACUUUGGUUUUAGAAUUUAUUUAAUUUACACUUCAUCAAAUAUAGUUUACCUUUGAAAAUGAUUUAUUGUCAUUUAUAUGACAUCUAUCAGUCAAUCACUUGAUAUGUAGUAUGUAAAGUAAUAGUAUUCUGUGCAUAUUCUACUGCAAACUCCAAGACCAAAAUCCGUCUUUAAAACCAUUAAUCCUGAAACAUACAUAUCAUUGGUCAAUUAAGGGUAGGUGUUCUAAAAAGUUGUAUGAUGCUUUCUAGGUCAAAAUGUGUUGACUUAUUUUUAUAGUUGUGUUUGAAAUAGGAUAAUUUGUUGUAGAUUGUGGUAGUUUUCAAUUGUAGCUCUGUGAUAUGAUAAAUGCCUGUUAUUUGCUAGUGCUCUGUGAUUUCAUAGCCAUGAAAUAGUCUAAGUAUAUAUGAGGUUUAAGAUUAGAGGUAGAGGACCAUUGCAGCUGAUCGUUAUUUGAAGAUGUGUUGAAGUAAACUUUGAGAUUUGAGUCUUGUGAAGCAGAUGUCAUCUUUUCACCAUCAACCCUCAGCUUUAGAUGAGUGUUAGUAACUGUUGCGUAGUCACAAAUCCCCCUUCACAUGUUGGCACCAUGUAAAGUUGUGAUAAAGAAAAAAAACAGAAUGUUCUAAGUUGGUCUCAGGUGUGAUUUUCACAAAUUUCAAUGACUUUAAAUCGGUUUAGAUUAAGAACCAGCUAGCACCGCAUCUUUGCUUAAAAUGUAGGCAUUAGUGUUUGGGACCAGAAGAGGAUCAAUUUUGUAUGAAAGAAAGUUUGCUAAUAUAUCAAAGUAAACUCCCACACAAUUAAUGCUUAGGGCCUCAUUAAAAUUUAUGUAUUUUGUGAUGGUUUAGGAAGAGUGUUGGUCCCACCAUCUCAUAUUGGAUCUUACUGGAUGAAUCAAUCCUGUUAGUGCCCAAUGCACAGGCAACUGCAAAAGUAGUUUUAUUUAAUGUCUGCUUAUUUGUUGGUAGAAAAUAAUGGAUUGCUUUUGAUGUUAUAUGAAAUGGUGAAUUAAAAGUAGUAUAUAUCUCA